AUGGGACGUCCCAAGUCCAAGCCCAAGCCCACACCCAGGGCCUCCAGGACUCGGAAGGGCCGACAGCAAGACGACGAACCGUUGUUCCCUGAUCGCAAACCCUCAAACAUGCCACCCUUCAAGGAUGAGCAUAUCUUGUUGAUUGCGCCAGGUUCGCAAAUGACCCUGGCGCAGCUCGGCCUCCCCGAAACGUUCACGCCGGCGCGCUUUCGCUUCCCCACGCGCAUGUUCCCUGCCCAGAAGAAGGGAGAAUAUGAGCCUUACCAAAUUCGCGAACGUCGUCAACCAGUCGCAGCCACCAAUGGCAAUGGCGCGCCCAAGACCGAGCCCGUCAAGGCUGACGUCGAGAUGAAGGACGCGGAGUCCACUGGCCAAGAUGGCACUGAAAAGCCCGAGUCCAUUGAGAAUACAGAGAAGCCAGCCGGCGAAACUGCCGAAGGGGCCGAAAAGACCGAGACCCAGGAGACCUUCUACGAGGAGGACGUGACAUCCGAUGAAGGCGCUGUGUACCCAAUCAAGGACGGACGCAUUGUCGACUGGCCUUGCUUCUUCGCCCUCCUGACCCACAUCUACAACGCCCUGAGCCCUCCAUUCCACACCCCGAUCCUGUUGAUUGCGCAGCCAGUCUGGUCCACGCGCGACCGCGAGGCAAUCACCCAGUUCGUCUUCGAGAAGUUCAAGACGCCCGCGUUCACUCUUAUGGACGCUGCAUCUGCUACUUGCUACGGCUACGGUGUGGGAACCGCUACAGUUAUUGAUGUUGGCAAGAGCAAAGUGGACGUGACUGCGGUGACCGAUUUCCAGGUCAAUGAACAUGGCCGAGGUAUUGCACUGGCAGGAUGCGGUGGCGAUGCUAUGACUGAUCGACUCAUCGAGCUCCUGGGUUCCAAGGGCUUCACUCGGGAGAUGUGUGAACAGCUCAAGCGGAGCAAUAUCGCCGAAAUUCUAGCUCCUGGUACACCACUUCCCGGGGCUGCUGCUACUGCACGUCAGGGCACAAACCCGGCGGCGGCUGCAUCGACUGGUGGAACGAAUGGAAACGACUCUGUUCCUCGUGGCCUUGGCGAGGGUACCCAGACUGGUACUGAAACUAAUAGCGAAGAGGAUGAAGGUGUCCUCGACGUUGCUGCCAUCGUGAGCGGUGACACUACUGAGUAUCUUGCCAAGAUUGAGAAGGAAAAAGUCAAUAAAAAGGGGGCGGAGACCAAGCAGAAGAACGCUCCCAACCACCAGAAGGAGAAGGCGACCUUCCAGUUCGAGGAAUUCGUCCCAUUGGAUGAUGACAGCGCACCCACCAGUGGCUCCCGCCGGUACAUUCGGCACACUCGAGAGAUUGAGGUUGGCGCCGAGCGCUUCCUUUUGGCGACUCCUGUGCAAAAUGCUGGAGAGCGUCUGACUAGCGGCAUUCUCGAGGAUAUCGCAACCCAAAUUCAUCACACCAUCCUCGCCGUUCCGGAUGCGACCAAGCGCAGCGAGCUUUGGGAUUCCCUCAUCAUUGUUGGGUGCGGUAGCCGAGUUCGAGGCUUCGCCCAAGCUCUCCUUGGCGUCAUCACCCAGAAGUACAUCCUUUCUCCGUCUGCUACCAUUUUCACAUCUGAAAUCCCUUCCGCCUUCACAACACCCCUCCCAACUGGUGGCACCAACACCCCGGCGCCCACAGGCCAACCCGGCAUAAUGUACCACCCGGCGGCCCAUGGUGUUAACCCACUUCUCGUGGCUGCUACCCACAACAACCCCGGUAUGGCCGGCGCCACUCCUGGCACUCCGGGGAUGGACCCCAACAUGUCGGUGCACCACCGCUCGACCGGCCACUCGCAGACUCCCACUUCCGUCAAGUGUUUGAGACUGCCCGAUUACUUCCCCGAGUUCAAGCACGAAGGCAAUCGGAACGCCCCCGGUGCCAGCCAUGGCCCCAGUGCCACACAGGGCGGCCACGGCAUCGAAGAAGCCACCUUCCUCGGUGCUCAGAUGGCUGCUCGGGUCGUCUUCGUGCUCGACCAGGGCCUCUCAAAGGGCUUCAUGACCCGCAUUGAGUACAACGAGAAUGGUCCGUCGGCCAUCCACGAGUACUACCUGUGA
Molecule: messenger RNA, 2079 nt
Organism: Penicillium daleae
Lineage: Eukaryota; Fungi; Ascomycota; Eurotiomycetes; Eurotiales; Aspergillaceae
Exons: 3
Coding region: 1-2079 (692 amino acids)
Source: RefSeq, a predicted model, not a curated record